This is a messenger RNA of Coccidioides posadasii C735 delta SOWgp, 558 nucleotides long. RefSeq lists its product as uncharacterized. NCBI's taxonomy places the organism in Eukaryota, Fungi, Ascomycota, Eurotiomycetes, Onygenales, Onygenaceae. The record is from RefSeq and is a predicted model, not a curated record.
AUGGGUGAAGUCUCUGCGUCCCCACCCACGACAGUUCCCUUUUUCCAUCUCGACGAUUGCCAUGCUCGCCGGGUGAUCCAGGCGCUUCGCCGCAUCCUCGCGACGGAGGUUGCGGAGGAGUCGUUUAGCAUGCUGAUAGAUGGCCGACUGACCAUGAAAGCCUUGAGGGCAUGCAGACGCAUCCGCCUGGGUGAAGACUAUGACGAGAUAGCGAAGUAUACUGGGCCUAGCCAGGACACCAUAUCCAUGUUUCGCUCUCUGCGAGAACAGUUCGAUCUGUCACACGUACUAAUAAAGGCAUCUUCCGCCGAGAGGUUCCAGCGCUCUGCCGUGCAGCCAUCGUCUGCGGAUUUUCAGCGUGGUCUGCUUGACCUGGUUGUUUCGAUGGUCCAUGACCUUGCCGUCAGCAUUUUUGAAGAACUUCACCGGUCCAAGUACCAGACCACACCUCAUCAAGGCCCCGAACGCGCUCUGCUCCCGGAUUUCCGACAUCCAAAAUACCUCCAGUCUUAUUUGUAUCCACACGGGCCGAUUGAGCUUGUCGGCUACUGGAUGUAA